Molecule: messenger RNA, 9048 nt
Organism: Esox lucius (northern pike)
Lineage: Eukaryota; Metazoa; Chordata; Actinopteri; Esociformes; Esocidae
Gene: lamb4
Product: laminin, beta 4
Exons: 36
Coding region: 2938-8364 (1808 amino acids)
Biological process (GO): basement membrane assembly; cell migration; substrate adhesion-dependent cell spreading
Cellular component (GO): laminin trimer
Molecular function (GO): extracellular matrix structural constituent
Source: RefSeq, a predicted model, not a curated record
AUCUAUGGAUAGUAUCUGGGUGACUGGAGUUAAGUCUUGGGACAAAAACGGCCACAAAGUUGUCUUAAAGAUACAAGGUCCUCUUUUUAAAUCAUGCGUUAGAGAACGAUUUUAGUGUUGCUAAUUUGGCGUCGAAUAAGCAAUGUUUUAUGUUCAUUUAGAAAGUGUUCAGAAUCCUAUAUUUUCAGUGUGAGUUAUAUGCUAGCUAAGCUUUUGUAUGUGCUUCGUCCAGUGUUUUUGUUGACGUCCAAGUACGAACAUAUCUACAGUAUUGUAACGUUCCAGAAUCUUUGCCUGGACCGCUCAGUCCGGCGUCAGUCAAGAUAAUGGAAAACGUGAUGAAAGAACACUGCUGCAAUAAUCCAGCAAGCACAGCAAAUGACAUCGACUCAGUUGAUAUAAAGACUGAAAUAGAUGAGGUGUGCAUUGACUGCACUGAACAGAUGAAAGAUCAUGUAAAUGACCAGCCAGCAAACCUAGCAGACAGUUUCGAUUCAUCAAAGGAGGAUUCUGAGUCUGAUGUAGAAUUCUUCUCUUGUACACAAUGUAAGAGUAGCUUCCGUACCAGGUCGCACUUCCAAAUGCACCUGACCAGACACCCAGAUAAAACCCUACACCAUUGCAUGGAGUGUGAGAAGAGCUUCCCUUAUGAAUCGCUCCUAAAGCAGCACCUAGCGAUGCACAACACAAACCGAACCUAUUCCUGCACACACUGCCACAAAACCUUUCGGUCGGCAUCGUGCCUACGGAAGCACCUGACAACGCACAGAGACAAGACUCACUGUUGCAAAGAGUGCGAUAAGAGAUUCUAUUCUGCAUCUCGCCUGAAAAGUCACAUGAAAACACAUCGUGGAGAAAAGCCACAUGUUUGCACCACCUGUGGGAAGGGUUUUACCCGACCGGACAGUUUAAAGAAUCAUCAGCUCAAUCACCAAGGACAGAAGCUGCACGAUUGCCAGGUCUGUGGAAAGAGCUACAGCGUGCUAAAGUUUUUUAAAGAACAUAUGAAAGUCCACGAGGGUCGUCACACCUGCCCCCAGUGUGGGAAGAGCUACGCUUUCCUCUACAACUUGAAAAUGCACGUGUCAGCAAAACACGGAGAGGAGAAAGCGUUGCCGUGCUCUGAAUGUGGGAAGGUUUUCGUCUCAGAGUUCCGCCUGCGAAAGCAUCAGACGAAUGUACACAGAAUUUCCUUUCACUGCCCUGAAUGUGGGCGGAACUUUUCAACACUGUCCAUAUUGCAGGAGCAUCAGUCUAACCAUACAGGUAUAAAACCCCAUUCCUGUGAUGUGUGUGGAAAGUGUUUCGGUCUUCUGGAGAGUCUUCAGAGACACCGAUACACACACAGGCCCAAGCCAAAACAUUCCUGCCUCUGUGAGGAGUGUGGAAAACUCUUUCUUAACCUCGCACAACUUGCCAGUCAUAAACCUGUUCACUCCAGUGUUAAGUUGCACACUUGUGAGGACUGCGGUAAAAAAUUCAAAGGGGUCGGAGGUUUGAAACAACACAGCCGCACUCACACGGGGGAGACCCCGUUCUCCUGCAAAGAGUGCGGUAAAAAGUUCACACAGUCGAGCUCCUUGAAAUGUCAUAUGCUAACGCACACAGGAGAGAGAUCAUUUUCGUGCAUGGAGUGUGGCAAGACGUUCAACAUUGCUCGGACCUUACGGCUCCACAUGCGCAUUCACACAGGAGAGAAACCACAUAAAUGCCCUGAUUGUGGGAAGGAAUACCAUCACUCCCAGGGCCUCAGAAUGCACCUGCUGUUUCAUAAGGGGGAGAGACGGCACAAGUGCACUUACUGCCACAUGAGCUUCUUCCUGCCGGGGCAUUUAAAAGCACACAUCCGGCUGCAUACUGGAGAAAAACCUUACCUCUGCUCUAGCUGUGGGAAGAGCUUCAACCGGGCAUGGAAUCUAAAGCAACACAAGAAAAUAUGUCAGUGAUUUCCCCCUAGUAUUACUGUGUGUCAGCAUUUGGUGUGUGUCAGUGCCUAUGAUAAGAUGUGCUCUGUGCCCCAACCGGUCGCGUAAUGAAUUAAAUAAAAGCUCUGAAGUGUUUUACAUUGAACUUGCACUGCGGUUGUGGUGCUUUAAUCCAUAUGUAAAUGGAUUAAACCCUUGUGUUGUUGUGGUAACAAAGUACAUGUGAAUCAGAUGUGAGCAUGUCAUUGUAGCGGAUAAGCACUGUAUUCAUUCCUGUUAACAUUAAAAAAAGAAAUAAAAACGUACAAUUACUGCCCUCUACUCCACGUUGUGUUGCAAAAUUCCAACUAAUCCGUCCUGAAAAGGUGCACCCCUCUAGCAUGGCUGUUACUGAUGUAGCUCUUCCCCAUAGUGAUGUGUAUAUCAUAAAUUAUCAGAUAAAAUGUACUUGUGGAAACUCAUCCAAAAUAAUCUGCUGCUGAUUGAUUUGCUGACUCAGACAAAGGUGUGUGCUUAAACACUCGUCUACUGUGAUACUUGCUAAUGCUUGAUUAACUGUCUAAUCUACCUCCGUGCACAGGAUAUGGUAGACUUAACAAAUAUACAUUGCUGCAUUGUAUGUUUCUAUUAAGUUAAACCCUGUGUAAUUCCAGACAACCUGAGCAUACCUCAGUAAAACUACUCUCAUGUCUACCAAGGUAAAUCCCUCCCUCUUACUCUAGUGUUUCAUACCUCAGGUAUAAAUCUAAGCAAGAGACGGAGAGCAACGUGUCAACUUUGAAUGAAACCUAAUCCAUGGUCUACUUCACCUACACCCCCAGGGGGUUCAUUUGGCCUGCUCAUUCUCUCUAUGGCACUCAGGUAUGCCCUUACAUGCGGAGUCUGUCAUUUCCACCCUGAUCACUGUUGGGCUCAGGAGCAGGUAGGCGCUAAUUCUGGAAACAUACCUGAAAGACUUUUCAUACUUUAUUCUUCAGGCACACAGACGAUAUCGCAGCCCACAAACUGAACGAUGGUCUCUCUCUUCCUGCUCUUGUGGCUGGUGCCUGGCGCCUUCCUCCAAGAGGACUGCAGUGUGAACUCUUGCCACCCUGAACUGGGGGACCUGAUGGUGGGCCGUGCGAACCGGCUUUCAGCCUCCUCCACCUGUGGACUGAACGGCCCCCAAAACUACUGCAUCCUGGGAUAUCUGGAGGAUGAAAAGAAGUGUUUCAUCUGUGACUCCAGACAGUCCUACCAUCUCUACAAUCAAGAAAGUCAUCGGAUUGAGAAUGUCAUCACAACAUUUGAUCCUGAGCGAAAGACAAAAUGGUGGCAGUCUGAGAAUGGUGUCCAUGAAGUCACUAUCCAGUUGGAUCUGGAGGCCCUCUUCCAGUUUAGCCACCUGGUCCUCACCUUCAAGAGUUUCCGUCCCGCCGCCAUGCUGGUGGAGAGGUCCAAGGACUACGGGCAAACAUGGAAGGUGUUCCGGUACUUUGCGGAGGACUGUGCCUUCCACUUCCCUUGGGUCUCGCUUGGGCCGGCUAAAAGAAUUGACGAGGUCAUCUGUGACGACCGAUACUCUUCCUUGGAGCCGUCUACUGAGGGAGAGGUGGUGUUGAAGGCUUUAGACCCCAGCUUUAACAUAGACGACCCCUACACUCCCCACAUCCAAGAGCAAAUCACAUUGACCAACCUGCGGGUGAAGUUCACUCGUCUCAUCACCUUGGGUGACACCCUGCUACAGCGGAAGAAGAGGAGUCCGCAGGUUAAGUAUUACUACGCCCUGUACGAAAUGGUGGUGCGCGGUAGCUGCUUCUGCCACGGACACGCCAGCAUGUGUAUGCCCGUGGAUGAAAUCCGUGGAGAUGUCUUCAUCGAGCCUGGCAUGAUUCAUGGGCGCUGUGUAUGCCAACACAACACUGUAGGAACCAACUGUGAGAGAUGCCAGGAGUUUUACAACGACGCCCCCUGGAGGCCUUCCAGCCAAACUCACCCACAUGUCUGCAGAAGGUGUAACUGUCACGGUCAUUCUGAGACAUGUCACUUCGACAUGGCCCAGUACCAGGCCAGUGGGGGUGUCAGUGGGGGGGUGUGUGACAACUGCCGACAUGACCGCGUGGGCCCCCACUGUGAACUGUGCCGACCAUACCUCUACCAGGACCCAAGGCUUUCCCUGGAUGACCCUCAGGGCUGCAUACCCUGUGACUGUGACGCGACGGGGUCCCUGGAGAAUGGCCUGUGCGACCCCGUGUCGGGCCGCUGUGUGUGCAAGGAGAACGUGGGGGGUGAGCGGUGUGACCGCUGCAAGUUUGGCUUCUACGGGCUCAGCCAGGAGGACCCGACGGGCUGCCAGAGGUGCACGUGUAACUUCCUGGGAAGUGUCCUGACACCCUACCCAUGUGACCAGCAGACGGGCCAGUGUGUCUGUCAGAGCCUGGCCGUAGGGCCGCUGUGCGACGAGUGCCGGCCAGGUUACUGGGGCCUGGGAAACACUGUCUACCCCUGUUCACCUUGUAACUGUGACCAUGGAGGAGCCUACAGCGACACCUGCUCUUCAGUGGACGGCCAGUGUCAGUGCCGACCCAACAUGGUGAACAGGAGAUGUAGCGAUCCUGCCCCCGGUUACUUCCUGGCUGGUCUGGACUUCUACCUCUAUGAGGCAGAGAACGCUGCCCCACUGUAUCCAAGCUCCCCUAUUUUCAGACCAACAAGACGUCCCGAACCUCGGCCCACAGAACGUCCCAAACCUCGGCCCACAGAACGUCCCAAACCUCAGCCCACAGACCUGCCCGCAUGUGAGGAGUACUACAAACAGCAGGGUUAUGACGUCAAAUAUCAAAAUGGACGCUUUGUGCUGAGCAGGAGAAGCAGGAGAAGCAGGAGCAAAAGACAGUUACAGACAUCACUUCCCUUGGCCCCGGGCUCAGCUCUUCAAAUUGUGCCCCGGGAGAGGACAACAGACAUGCCAGUCACAUGGACUGGCCCAGGAUUUGUCCGUGUCCUGGAUGGGGUGGGUCUUAGGUUCACCGUGGACAACCUCCCAGAGUCACUCGACUACCAACUAGUCAUCCGUUAUGAACAAGAGUCACCAGAUGACUGGAUGGCCUCUGUGAGAAUCACUCCCUUAUCAGCUGGUAAUGGAGAAUGUCGCACUGAUUCCACUGGGGAGAAGACCCUCGCCCUACCUGGGGCUGCCAGGGUUGCCAUAAUGGAUACGCGUGUUUGUCUCAACGCUGGAGCGAGAUAUUAUGUGGACAUCACUUUCAGGAAGCAGUCCAAUUUUAACCCACACUCCAGCUCACAUAUCCUCAUCGACUCAAUGGGCCUAAUCCCUACAAUAGAGUCCGUGCAGGACUUCUGUUCGCAGAGUGAGGUGGACCAGUUCCAAAGAUUCCGCUGUUUUGAGUUGGACUCUGAGCAGAGGAUCCUGCCCGACGUGUGUGAAGGCCUCAUCAGAAGCCUGUCAGCCAGAAUACACAACGGAGCCAUGGUCUGCAGGUGUAACCUCCAGGGUUCACACGGUCCGUCCUGUAGCAAGCUCGGGGGGCGGUGCGAUUGCAAGCCCAACGUGAUUGGCCGAUGUUGUGACUCCUGCGCUCCCUUGACCUAUGGCUUUGGACCUAGUGGCUGUGCACCCUGUGACUGCGACCCUCGCGGUGCCAUCGCAGAGCUGUGUGACCAGGUCAGAGGUCAGUGCCCGUGUCGUAGGGAGGUGGGUGGACGACGCUGUGACCAGUGCCUGCCGGGGUACUUCGGCUUCCCUCUGUGUCGGCCUUGUGAGUGCAACAGCCUGGCUGAACUAUGUGACCAGCACACCGGAGUGUGCCGAGACUGCCGGAAGCACUCCACUGGAGACAACUGUGAGAGGUGUUUGGAUGGUUACUUCGGUGACCCUGCGUCCAGGGAGCCCUGUAAGCCCUGCCUCUGUCCUGACACCCAGUCCAGCGGGCGCUUCUUCGCCAGGACCUGCAACAGGGAUUCCAGGUCUGGAAGCCUGACCUGUGACUGCCUGACCGGACACACAGGUGCCCGCUGUGAUGCCUGCGCCGCUGGUUUCUAUGGCCAGCUGACGAGGCCGGGGGACGGCUGCAGGGUGUGCGUGUGUAACGACAACGCCGACUUGGCUGACCCAGACGCGUGUGACAGUGUUACGGGAGAGUGUCUGCGUUGCCGUCACAACACCCAUGGAGCCCACUGUCAGAACUGUAAGCCAGGCUACUAUGGGAACGCGCUGUCCCAGGACUGCAGAGAGUGCUCGUGUGACCGACGGGGGACGGAGGUCGCCCAGUGCCCUCUGGGUAGCCGUUGUUUCUGCGACUCGCUGACUGGGCAGUGCCCAUGUCGGUCGGGGGUGGUGGGCGUUCUGUGUGACGAGUGUGCCGACGGCUUCUGGAACCUUCAGGGCGGGUCCGGAUGCCAGCCGUGCCAGUGUGACCCGGCCAACUCCCUCAGUAACCACUGUGACAAGGUGACCGGUCAGUGCCAGUGCCGCGCCGAGUUCGGAGGCCGACGGUGUGACGGGUGUGGCGAGAAUCACUUCGGGAACCCCGACCUACAGUGUGUCUCCUGCGACUGUAACAUGGACGGGACCGACCGCCCUGCGUGCGACCCGUUCACCGGUGAGUGCCUGUGCCGCGUUGGCGUGAUGGGCAUCUUCUGCGACGAGUGUGCCCCCGGGUAUGACCAAGCCUUUCCCGCCUGCACCCCAUGCCACCCCUGUGCCCUCCUGGUGGCGAACGAGGUCCACGACGUCCAUCUCGACGUGCAGAGGAUGCGCACCCUCGUCUCUCGCCACAGCGGUCAGCUGAAGCCUGAAGACGGCGGUCGUUUGCGACGCAUGCUGGAGAUGCAAUCCAAGCUGGACUCCCUGGCCAACCUGACAGGAAACUCAGUACCUCGGUUCAAGGCAGCGGAAAACCUGUUUGUUAGACUCUUGAAGCUCAAAGACACCAUUGAUCCUAACACAAUCAUCAUAGACCCGACAUCUGUUCUGAACACUGAGAUUAACAACAUCCGCCAUGAGUUCACCAAACUGUUAAAUAACUUCAAGCACAAUACCAGCAGAGAUCCAGGAUUAAAUACAACAAAAUUGCAGGAGAUCCUGGAAAAGAUCAGGAAGCAUCAUGCAGACUUCCUGACUGAUCAAAAGCAGGUAAAGGAGGCCGAGAGGGCCCUGGAAGACUCCAUGGACACACGGCAGGAGAUAAAAAAUCGUCUGGCCAAUUGUAACAGCUUGGAGGAGAUGGAACAGCUGGAGAACAAGGUCAAGGCCCUCAGUGUGGUUAACCUCAAUGAAAAAAUUUGUGGCGCGUCAAGUGAUGAUGACUGCUCCAAGUCGGAGUGUGGGGGUGCGCUGUGUCCAGACAGAUUUGGAGAGCGUGCUUGUGGGGGUCCUACGUGUGACGGUAGCGUCCCUAUCAGCCAAAAUGCCACAGAAAUAGCUGAGCAAGGAACAAACAAAAUUUUUAUCCUCAUGAGCAAUCUACUGGAGUCCAAGAUGAAGAUAAAUACGACUCAACUGAUUACUAAGAACACCCAGGAGCUGGCUGAGGAGUUAAUGAAAAACAUCACCGACAGCAAGCAGAAGUUUGAGAGGGAGAAGGACUACACCAAGGACCUGAUCAAGAGGGUCAAAGAUUUUCUCACAAGUGAUAUGGUGGCACCAGGGGACAUAGAGAAGGUAGCCAAGGCCGUUCUGGACAUCCAGCUGCCAGGGUCUCCGGGUGACGUCCGCUCCCUGGUCCAGAAUAUCCGGGGUGCGCUAGACAACUUCACUAAGUUUGAUGUGGAUCUGAAGAACCUUGAAGAUCAAACAAAGGUGGCACAUGAAUUGCGGGACAAAGCCAUGGAAGUCAGGGACAGAGCCAAGGGUAUCGAUGUCACCGAUAUUAAGAACAGAAUGGAGGAUGCUACGAAUACCCAGAGAAAGGUUGAGAGAGGCCUGGAGAAGAUCAAGCAAAGCAAUGACACAGUGUUCAGUAUCAUUGAAGAGACUGAGAAGAAAAUAAACAACAGCGAGACCAACUUGAAAUCCACUAGACCCACAGAGUUGCUGAAAGAGAUUAAUGCUCUGAAGAACAAGACAGAGAUGAACCGGGAGCAGACCAAGCAGGCCCAAGCUGAUGCAAACACAGCCCUGGAUACUUCUGCUGAUGCAGAGAAGGAUCUUGAAGAGGUUACAAGGCUAUUUAAUAUGCUAAAAGAGGGGAACACCACCCAGGACAAUAAUGAUGUUGCCAAUGAACGCUUGAAGAACAUUACUAUGGAGGCAAAGAAAUUACAAAAUGAUCUUGAAGAUAAAUUACAACAAAUUGAUGAAUUGGAGAAAAUGAUCAAAGACUCCAUCAAAACACAAGAAGACCAGGCCGAUACGGUCGCCAUGUUGUUGAAUGAAGUGACAGAAAUCAAAGCAAAUAUUAGCUCCCGUGUGGAGGGGUAUUUUACCUGUAGAAACUAAAAUACUAGGUUGAUGAGAAGAUGUGGCAUUCUAGUUUCAAGAAGAUAUAUCACGCACAGACUUUGAGCACUUAUUUUAAUACAGACUUUACCCAUUCGUAAGCAUGCCAUCCAAAGUGACGUGAGCUAAACUGACAAUGUUUAUGAAUGCCUGUGUAAUGAUUGGGCUUGGAAAAUCAAGGUGUUGGAAUAGCAUUCAUACCUAAAGAAAAUUCUCAUAGCCAUUUUCUCCAAACCCCGACCAAUAGUAGUCAAAUAACCAAAUAAAUGUACUUUUACCUAGCUUGUGAUAAAUGGUAUGGAUAUGUUUGUUUUACGUUAAUCAACUAUGAUCAUCUUAUUGAAGACCUGCUCAAUAUGGGCUGUCUGAAACUGGUACUGGUUGAAGAUGGGGUCUCUCAAAUUGUGAGUUCUAUUGUUUUAAAGGAAUGUCCCAAAUACUCUCUAUUGCAGCUAGACAGAGAGUUCCUGUCCUCUCUCUCUUCUUUUCCUUUCUUUUUUUAAUUGUAGUAAUUUAGCAGAUACUUUUGUCUUAUGCAGAGCAACUUAUUGAGUGCAUACAUUUUCAUACUUUUUUUGUUCAUUCUACAACUGUACUUUGCACUGUAAUGUGCAGUUCACUUAACCCUCCCCAAGGUGGUGUAUUUUAUCAUAAAACUGAAAAGAGCUGAGCAAAAAGACCCGU